This is a messenger RNA of Nematolebias whitei (Rio pearlfish), 2042 nucleotides long. It is a transcript of the gene zbtb35, whose product is annotated as zinc finger protein 131. The transcript is spliced from 9 exons. Gene Ontology annotation, molecular function: RNA polymerase II cis-regulatory region sequence-specific DNA binding; protein binding; DNA-binding transcription factor activity, RNA polymerase II-specific. The coding region runs from base 138 to 1802 and encodes 554 amino acids. NCBI's taxonomy places the organism in Eukaryota, Metazoa, Chordata, Actinopteri, Cyprinodontiformes, Rivulidae. Gene Ontology annotation, biological process: regulation of transcription by RNA polymerase II. Gene Ontology annotation, cellular component: nucleus. The record is from RefSeq and is a predicted model, not a curated record.
CAAACGCGAAAUGGCGAGCGUGCUAAGAGGCCCGUUAGCAAUAGCAUCAUGGGCUUUUAUUAAUGUUUAUUUCCCCAUUAUUCCAGUUUGGAAACGGUUGCACAGAUUGUACUUUCUGGAGAGAGAUCAGGUGAAUUAUGGAGACAGAGGUGGAGGUGAAUGGCAGCAAUGAGUACCCAGCGCUUUACAAAGUCAUGAUGGAAAAACUAAAUGAACAACGACAGCUAGACCAGUUCACAGACAUUACUCUUAUUGUAGAUGGACACCAGUUCAGAGCCCACAAAGCAGUUUUGGCAGCAUGCAGCCAGUUUUUCCACAAAUUCUUCCAGGAUUUUACUCAGGAACCUCUCGUGGAGAUAGAAGGAGUGAGCAACACAGCCUUUCACCAGCUGAUGGAGUUCACGUACACAGCCACGCUAGUUAUAGCAGGGGAGGAUGAGGCAAAUGAUGUGUGGAAGGCUGCUGAAUAUCUCCAAAUGCAGGAAGCCAUCAAUGCACUCAGCAAGUUAAAUGAAGAGUCUUCUCUGGUGGCGAAGAGCAAAGGGGAAAAGAGGAAUAUUGCUGAGACAUCUAAUGUAAUUACAGAAACCCUUCCAACAGUAGAAGGGGAACAGGUGGAGAUUGAUGUUGCGGGUGAAGAGUCCAUUGCGGGUGAAGAGUCCAUUGAGGUGAUGGAGUCUGGGUUGGAGGAGGUGGUGGAUGAAGCAAAGUCUGCUCAGGCAGCAGCAGAUGAUUCCGCUUUGGCUCUUCUGGCUGACAUCACUAGCAAAUACCAGCAAGAGGAACCAGCAAUACAGGAUGUUUUGUAUCAGGAGGAAACGGUAACAGCCUCCAAGGUCCUGGAGAAUGUUGAGUUUGUUGAGGUCCAGAUUUCCCAAGUAGACAACACGUUUCGCUGCAACAAAUGUGACCGCAACUUUAAACUAUAUUACCAUCUUAAACAGCACCUAAAAACUCACCUGAGCUCAAUGGAGAAGCCCCAUGUGUGUAGCCACUGUGGUAAGGCCUACACACGGGAAAGCGCCCUGAAGCAGCACAUCAGCACGUUUCAUUUCGAUACAGAAGAACUGUCUCAAAACAGCCAAAGAUUUCUGAAGAAAGUGCAUGUCUGUGAAUACUGCAAGAAGCACUUUGACCACUUUGGCCACUUUAAAGAGCAUUUACGCAAACACACUGGUGAAAAGCCUUAUGAGUGUCCGGACUGUCAUGAGAAAUUUGCAAGAAACAGCACCUUGAAGUGCCAUAUGGUAGCAUGUCAGAAUGGGGCUGGAGCCAAGAAAGGACGCAAAAAGCUAUAUGAAUGCCAGGUGUGCAGCAGCGUCUUCAACAGCUGGGAGCAGUUCAAGGAGCAUCUCAUGUGCCACACCGGAGACAAGCCUAACCACUGCACCGAGUGUGACGUAUGGUUCACUCACCCCAAAGAACUAAAGGUCCACCUCAAAGACAUGCAUUCAAUUGAGGAUAAGACAGCUGAGCAGCUUGUCAUCUCGGACUCUGCUGCAUCUGCCGCUCUCGCCAUCGCCACGCAGAGCAUAGAGGGAGCCGAAACGGUUCUGUUGGAAGAUGGCAUCCAGGUCGAGCAUCUGGAAAUGGGCACUGCAACUGUCGUGGUGGAGGACGGAGUUGAAGGGAUGUGUGAGGAAGAUGUGGAGAGGUUAAAACAGGCUGGGCUGCAUAUCCAGGUGGUGCACGUGACCACGACUGACAUUGACGGGCAGCAGGUGGUGAACUCUCAGGUGGAAGUAGAGAUGGACAGUGAGAUGGUGAACCUCGAGGAAAUAGAACAAACAGUGGUCGUAUGAGGAUGUAAGCACUGGCUUUGUGUAUCUGAAGAACUCCCUUCCAGUACUGAGGAGCUGAAUUAUUCAACUGUAGACAUUUUAUUUUUGUAAUGAAGCCCUGCAUGAGGAAAACGUCAUCUCAGUAUGUGUAGCUGUCAAACUGUAUAGAUUCACACUUCCCUCUUUGAAUUCUGAGGUUUUCACCUAUGUAAAUAUGUAUUUAUUUAAAGGCUGUUUUCACAAAUUAAUUUUCACACGCUU